Messenger RNA from Echinostoma caproni, 2241 nucleotides. Lineage: Eukaryota; Metazoa; Platyhelminthes; Trematoda; Plagiorchiida; Echinostomatidae. The record is from the annotation of a GenBank genome assembly.
AUGUGUUUUCCAGUUGAUGUCAGCUUGUAUCCGUAUGAAGUACGUUGGAUGCCGCUGCUACUGUUUGUCCGAGAUGAAGGUUACAUGCCCCCAAUAGCGUCUUCAUCCAUUAUACGCUAUUUAAACGUGUUUCGUGCUACCCUCCGACCAACGUCAGGCACCAAACAGUUGUUGGACAAACUUCAGUUAACUGUAGAUGAAAUUGUGAAUUGCACUGGGAUGGAUGCCAUUCGUGAAAACCUACCCCUGUCUGUUACAAACAAUGAAGUCUUCACUCCGGGCAAUUCAUACAGUGGAGAUACAAGCGAAACUGGGCUGGAACCAAUGUGUGCCACUGAAUGUGGUCUAAUCUGGCUCGGGUUUCGCUCUGAACGAUUUUGGGAUCGCCUGUCCUAUUUGCUCACCACCGCGGAUGGUAAGAAACACCUGGAUCACGAAUGUGGUUUGAAUUUGCGUAAUUCAAAAAAACUUUUGAUCGAAUUCGAGAUUGAGUACGCAUUGAAUGUGCCCACGGGUGCCGCAGCGGCGGUGGCUGCACAAACUGUAUGCUUGUCCAGUCCGUUCUGGGCUCGUCGUGUGCGUCUGGGUGUGCAGUUGAACUUACUCUCGUCCAAACACGCCCCACUCUUGCUCUAUCAUCCACAAAUCUUGUUCAGAGAUGAACCGUUCGAAGAAGAACACGAUGCAGAGAACUGGUCAAAUCCUGAAGAACUUGAUGCGCGGUUCGGGGACGUGGAAUCCAAAGCGUUCUUCUAUUGCACCCUACGAGCACGAAUGCCUCAAAGUUUGGUGCCCCGACCCGUUAGAUUUACGGGACCGCAGUAUCGCGUUGAGUUGGAGUUACUCAGUAAAUGGCGCGGUCACUUGGGUUCCGCCUACAAAACGGAACCGGCCCGUAUGAACACCCCAUGGACCGUACUAACAGAAAAUUUCCAUCGGAUGCGCGAGGGGGUUACUGGCUCAGCCCCCCCGGUGUCCUCACCCAUCUUUUUCCGCAGCGAAUCAGUUAUGUCCAGUUCUUCGCUGGUGACUGAGGCCUUCAAUUCAAUCGAACAGUUUGAUGAACCGGUCAAAGAAGAUCUGUCUAUAUAUCAUUGUGUCGCUCUACCUUUAAAUGCGUUAAGCGAUGUGGCCUUGCAAACCCGUCCAAUCGAUCUGAUCAAUUCGACCCAUUUGCGCACGGACGAGAUUGGCCUGCCAAUACCAACCAAUAAAGCAUGGCUGAUUCACACCAUUGAGUCGAAUAUUGAGAUAUUGUGGAAAUCACGUUUACACGGUCGACCAAUGACUGCGUCUGACAUGCGUGGUUUGAUGAACGCUGACAAUCAAGCGGGUCGAAUAAACACUAUACUACCGGAUCCACGAUUCUACCGGUUCGGUCGUUUCAUUCUAUCCGCCCAUAUCCCCGAACCAAUACCACUAGAUAAACCAGCUGCCAGUCCAGAUGUGAUCAUACCUAAAUCGCCCGCCCCUCCCAAAUCCUGGUAUGGAAAUAGCUUUUCUACCACUGGUUCUAUUGCCGGACUGCUCUGGUGUCAUAACAUUCGUCUGGACGUCUCACUAUCCGAAUUUUCCGCGAGCAAUCGGGUCAAAACUGCUAAUUCUAUCCUCAGCGUCGGCAAGCUCACACCCCAGGGUCGAUUGUGCAUCCGAUGUCGAGAUGAUGGAAACUCGGGCAUGCAAUGCAAAUCCAUCUUUGGACGACGUGUUUCGCAGCCACUCAUAUCGCGUCAGUCUAACCCGACCGUGAAUAAGAAUGCCCGACUCAACGCUUUGUCAGAGGAACCGGAUCAGGCUGAGGUCGAGAUCAUGAACGUGCUUCGUCGAGCUUCCGUCCCAGAACUGAGUACCCCGCAAUACUUGCGCAGCUUGAACGGUGACGUACUGCAGAGUGCCCAACGGAUGUGUACUUUGCCCAUGGAGCCAAUUGCCAUUCAGAUAAAGGGUUGGGUUCACUAUCAUCCGUUACAUGGAGUACGAAUUCACGAUCCAGGAAGCCAUUUGAAGAAGAUCCACAUGGAACCACAACAGAGUUCAAUUAUAUUUUUUCGUCCGGGUCGAUUUUGGAUUUGUGGUUUGAUGGGUCUCGUGCCUGAAACACUCCCUCUUCCGUCGGUUAACGCGACUGAUUUGGCCGCAUUCAACUUACCUUCACCGGCCAAUGUAGAAACGAUCCGAUUCUCUCCGGCUGGGAUUACAAUCCACGUACUAGAUCAUGUUCGUCCGACUACUUCAUCUUGA